AUGCUAAAUCAUUUUAUCUAUCAUGUUAUCUAUCUAUAUCUGAUUCUGUUAAAUCUAUCUAUCUAUCUAUCUAUCUAUCUAUUGAUCUAUCUAUAUAUGCAUUUGAUUCUGUUCAUAUCUAUCUAUCUAUCUAUCUAUCUAUGCAUGCUAAAUCGUUAUCUAUCUAUCUAUCUAUCUAUCUAUCUAUCUAUCUAUCUAUCUAUCUAUCUAAGGAUAUAUCUAUAUCUAUCUCCUCUACCAAGUCUUCAAAAGUUUUUAUCUUUUUUCUUUUCUUUCUUGUGUAGACAAAAUUCUCUUCCUGGUGACCAAACUCCCUCCUUUCUGCACUUAUUUUCCUCCCGUCCGCCUGGAAAUAACGCCUUUCAUUUACGGCCGCUAGAAGGUGGAAUUUUACUUAAACACGCGUUAAAAUACUUUUUGAAAACGCACGUGUUCGCUCCUUCGUCUUCUUCUCAAACGUCUUUGGCUCCAAACUCCACUUACGAACUUCUUUUCAAACUUUCUUUUCUGGGGCUUCUUCAAAACUUUCUCUGA
This is a messenger RNA of Acanthosepion pharaonis, 534 nucleotides long. NCBI's taxonomy places the organism in Eukaryota, Metazoa, Mollusca, Cephalopoda, Sepiida, Sepiidae. The record is from the annotation of a GenBank genome assembly.